Molecule: messenger RNA, 1554 nt
Organism: Penicillium salamii
Lineage: Eukaryota; Fungi; Ascomycota; Eurotiomycetes; Eurotiales; Aspergillaceae
Source: the annotation of a GenBank genome assembly
AUGUCCAGUAGCUGUGAUCUGAAGCUAUUCCCGAGGUUGGGCUUAUGCCAAUGUUGUCAUCGAAAUGCAGGGACCAGCCGGGCCCACCGGAACUCCGCGGCCCCCGACCCUUCCUGCGGGCCUCUUUGUUCAUGUCCUUUCUUCAGGAUCACUGAUCCUCAGGAUCGCCCCAUACUUAUCGCGGGCGCUGCCGUUUUAGCGGGUGAACUGACCAGGCUAUUGAACUACUCAGACCCAGAGACUACACAUGCGAUUUCUCUCUAUAAUAUUCUUGGCGCCGAAGUGACGGCCUCGAAUCUCGUUAUCGCGUACGCCGAACCUACUGCCAAGGACGAUAUUUCCGUCACGACCGUCCAAUAUCCAAUCACCGAGAAAGAAAAGAAGGCUGUCGACAGCUGGGUGCAAAAAUUGCUUGAGCAGGCUUAUGGCAAGGCCCUUAUUGGAAAGCGCUUGAAGAUCUUGGUCAAUCCCUUUGGUGGGAAAGGCACAGCUGCAAGCUUGUACCAGACGUACGCGGCGCCGGUCUUCGCAGCGGCGAAAUGCCAGGUGGACGUGGAGCACACAACACACCGAGGACAUGCGAUUGAUAUCGCGCAAAAUCUUGAUAUCGACGCCUACGACGCGGUGGUCUGUUGCUCAGGUGAUGGAUUGCCUUAUGAGGUCUUCAACGGCUUGGGUAAGCGACCAGACGCCCACAAAGCCUUGACUCAAACUGCCAUCACAUUGCUUCCAUGUGGCUCCGGAAACGGGCUUACCUGGAACUCUUUCGGGACCGGUAGCGUCUCAAUUGCAGCGCUGGGAAUUGUCAAAGGAUUAAGGACACCUCUAGACCUCGUCUCCAUCUCCCAGAAAGACUCGCGCACACUGUCUUUCCUCUCUCAAUCAUUCGGUAUCGUUGCCGAGUGUGAUCUGGCUACCGAGAAUAUUCGAUGGAUGGGUGCUCAGCGGUUUACAUAUGGCUUCCUAGUCCGGUUGAUGCGGCAGACUAUCUGGCCAUGCGAAAUUGCCGUGAAGGUCGAGAUUGGCGACAAAGCGGCAAUUAAAGAACAUUAUGCAGCGUGGUCAACACGCCCCGAAGAGCCAGUUUCCGAUAGCAAGCGACUUGAGGCAGCUGCCCUGUCUCCAGGUCUACCGGAACUGAAGUAUGGCGGCGUAACGGAUGAUCUACCUCAGGAUUGGGUUACCAUACCAGGCGAAACCAUGGGCAAUUUCUACGCGGGAAACAUGGCGAUUAUGUCCAAGGACACAAACAUGUUCCCUGCUACGUUGCCCAAUGAUGGACUUAUGGACGUUGUCACCAUCGACGGAAGAGUUAGCCGUGGAACUGCAAUCACAAUGAUGAAUGAGAUCCCUAGUGGUCGGUUCUUUGACAUGCCAGAACUCAACCUUCGAAAGGCAUCUGCGUUCCGUCUGACGCCUCACCAGAGAGAAGGCUAUAUCAGCAUUGACGGCGAGCGGGUGCCCUUUGAGGCCUUCCAAGCCGAGGUUCAUCAAGGUUUGGGCACUAUACUCACCAAGUCGGGUCGCCUCUAUGAGGCGGAAGGUCCCCACUAA